Molecule: messenger RNA, 2098 nt
Organism: Daldinia vernicosa
Lineage: Eukaryota; Fungi; Ascomycota; Sordariomycetes; Xylariales; Hypoxylaceae
Product: ankyrin repeat-containing domain protein
Exons: 2
Coding region: 357-1964 (535 amino acids)
Molecular function (GO): protein binding
Source: RefSeq, a predicted model, not a curated record
UUGGUGUGCUAUAUCUCUUAUAAUCAUGUCGAUUAAUUGUCGGAUAUCCAAUAAGUGCAUCGAAAAUGUACUUGAAGCGAGGCGUUACGGCAAGCCAGGUAUACAGGUAUAACGGUAUACAGGUAUAACCCUAUGCAAGUCUGCGCUGGCACCACAGAGGGUUCCACUUCGGAAGAUGUAACAUUGGUGUGCGCCACCCUUUUUGACUCUUUGACGUCCUUCUGCAUCGAAGAAUAAUAGUUUCCUAAACAUCUUCCCCAUACUUCCCCAUACCACAACAUCUCAGCAUAUGCAGUCUUUCGAAUUUCUCCUUCCCUAAGGUUUCAUACAAUAUAAUUACGAUAAAUUAAACCAAGAUGUUCGAUAUAGAAGCGCUGCCAAUUGAACUCUUCACUUUGGUUAUUGAGCAUUUGAUAAUUUCCAUUGGUAUCUACAAAGCAUUCAUACUUCGAUCCGUCAACAGAAACUUCAACUCUGCUAUACUAUUCGUUAUCUGCGACAAACAAAUCAUAAACGUCAACCAUUCGGCUACGUGGCUGUUGAUUUCCCGCAUGCCGAUAACCCCGAAAGGCAGAGUUCUUCUAGCAAAGUCACGCUCUAGAGAAGCCAAUAUAAAUGAUGCCGCAUCUGUCAUCGCAAAAGUGAACCAGGCGCUGGAUGACUUAACCCGACCAUCAAAGGAACAGCAGGCCGGGCAGCAUCAGAUGAUUGCAGAGACAGUUGCUUAUAGAUACCCCCGUUGUAUAAACUACCCCCCCCAUGGUAUAGAUUGGCCGACGAAAAUGAAUCGUAAUGUGGCGACGAAUGCUCACAAUGUCCUCAUGGGUGCUAUUAUUAUCGGUAACUUGCCUCUUGUUAAGACACUGCUGGAAGAGCAGCAAACGGGCAUCAACGCAAUUAACCACUAUUUUGGACGGCCUCUAGAAGUCGCUGCCGUUCGGGGCCAUCUACAAAUCGUCCGAUAUCUUAUAGAUUGCGGUGCUGAUCCUUGCCGGGACGAUGACGGAGAUGGUUGGUUUGGUUUCUUUACAUUCCAUUCGAGAUGUGCAAUAGGAGCCGCAGUCCGAGGAGGACACGAGGAUGUCAUUCAGUUACUUAUGCAGCCAGAGUAUACUCUGUCGCUCACUAGUGCUGAGUAUUUUCGUGUGCUCUUAGAUUGUAUCAAAUUUGGGCGUCUUCAUGCUAUUCAGUCACUCUUACACGCUUCAGGGAAAUCAUUAUCGGACUUCACCGAGUUUGGCAGCAGAAUGUUAAAUACGGCGGUGGAGAACAAUCAACUAGACCUAGUGAAGAUGCUUUUAGACGGUGGCAUCGAUGUAAACUCAACUUUACCCGGCCAAAAUCAUUAUUGGAACAAGAUACUAUAUUUGGCGGCGUCAAAAGGGAAUCCGCGCAUGGUCCAAAUUCUUCUCGAUCAUGAUGCCUGUGUAGACCAGGCGGAAUAUCUGUCCGGUCCUCCUAGGACCCCUCUUGAAAUAGCUUCUAGGCGUGGACAUGAAGAAGUGGUUGACAUUCUGCUUGCGCACAGUGGCGGCCCUGUUGAAAGAGCAUUUAUAUGCGCCGCAGACGGAGGUCAAACCCAUUUAAUAGACAGGCUUUGGAAGAAAGAUCCACAAGUGCACACAAGACCAUGGCCUCUUGAUGACUUAUCUCGCCGAUUAGAUGGAGGUGGAGAUCGUGGACAUACAGUGGGCGCCGAGGCAUUGUACCGUGCUUUUAAGAUCAGAAACCCAGCGGUGAUCUCUCUUUUGGUAGAGCACGGUGUUUCGCUCAAUGAGAAUUUAGACAAACGCCAGCUAGAUAUGUUACAACUACCGCGGUGGAUGGUAGAUUAUAUGGUAUCGUUAGGUGCUGAAGGCAUAGAAAUUGAUUACGAUCGCUACCACUGUAGCGAGGUUAUCUCCUCCCCAAGAGGAGGUAUAUUGAUAAUGAGACAAACUUGGGAGUGGUGUAGUAAGUACUAAGAGGAGAUUCAAGCAGACAUCUUGCUGACCAAGUCUAUUGGCAUUCGUGGUACAUUUUCUAAGAGGCGACACAAGUUAUCUAAGGUAACCUUGACUUUCAUUUUGCCUAGAUUAAGAAUGAGAACAAAUAAUAC